AUGGCGUCUGGGAAGGGGGGCGCUGCCCUCAUAGAGAAGUGCGUGGAGGAGCAGGUGCUGCGGGCGCUGCAGGAGAAGGAAGCAGCAAUAGAUGCAGCACUGGAGCAGCAGCAGCAGCAGCAGCAGCAGCAGCAGCAGCGGCGGCAGCAGCGGGAGGAGGACUCAGAGGAUGAACUCGAGAGGAUUCGGCAGCAAAGAAAAAAGCUGCUGCAGCAGCAGCAGCAGCUGCUGCAGGAGGGCCACGGCACAGUCACAGAGCUGCACGAGGAGAAGCAGUUCUUCGAGCUCGCCAAGAAGUCCAAACUCCUAGACUGA
Messenger RNA from Eimeria tenella, 315 nucleotides. RefSeq lists its product as uncharacterized. NCBI's taxonomy places the organism in Eukaryota, Apicomplexa, Conoidasida, Eucoccidiorida, Eimeriidae. The record is from RefSeq and is a predicted model, not a curated record. The transcript has 2 exons. Bases 1 to 315 code for a protein of 104 amino acids.